Chaetomium fimeti is the source of this 917-nucleotide messenger RNA. RefSeq lists its product as uncharacterized. The transcript is spliced from 2 exons. NCBI's taxonomy places the organism in Eukaryota, Fungi, Ascomycota, Sordariomycetes, Sordariales, Chaetomiaceae. The coding region runs from base 188 to 766 and encodes 192 amino acids. The record is from RefSeq and is a predicted model, not a curated record.
CGGCAGCCGCGAUGUGCUCCCCAUUCCCAAUUUCCCAUUACUCCCCCCGCCUCCCUUGACUGUCAGGUUUUGAACUCGCUCGUUUAUUGCGUUGCGUUCAUCAUCGAAAACAUUCGAGAAUUACAAGUUUCUUUUGAGAUACUAUAGCUAGGUACCCACAGCAACACACAACCGCAUUCAGCCCACCAUGCAUUUGGAUGAAACGGUGGCCGAUAUGUUCGACUUCGCUCAUCGCCAGCUCGACCGUGUCGCGCCUCCAGAAUUUCGACAGAAUGCCUUCACCACGAUGAAAACGUAUUAUGCCGAGCACCCCUUGAGCUUCAGCUUCAUCGUCGUUCAAGUAAUUUUUGCUUCGAUGCCUGUUCUUUGCUUCAUCGCUUUCGCCUUAUCCGUAUUCUUUGCCUUCGCCACGGCCUUCCUUUUUAUGACCCUUUUCUGGGCGGGCCUGGCCUUCUGUAUCCUGAUCCCGGUCCUCCUCGUUACGUUCGGUAUGGCCUUGUUUACCUGGGGUUUCGCCGUGGCCGUAUUCCAUCUCAGCCGUCUAGCCUACACAGCAUGGAUCCCCAUUUCUGCCGGAAACAGGGGGGGCCUCAGGGAGAGCCGCCCCAACUAUGAGAAGGACUACCCAUCCUUCUGCACUCUGCAGCCGUCAGGGACCCAAAAGGACCACUUAUCCCCCCCCGCGCAAGACGAGCAGCCAGGCGACAAGGAGGAGGGACUGACGCACGGUGCCCCGGGCUCGGACUUGAACGCUCCGGAUCGCUAGGCACGAAGCUGGAACACCGAGGGACCGGGCGGCCCCGCAGACGCCAUACGUAGCGCAGUAGACACCGAUAGGAGAAGAGCCCCGCAGAGGAGACACGCCCUGGAGAGACUGAAGGCUGAGGAGAGAGAAGCGGCCCACAAGACUGAAGACA